Messenger RNA from Mesorhabditis spiculigera, 1416 nucleotides. NCBI's taxonomy places the organism in Eukaryota, Metazoa, Nematoda, Chromadorea, Rhabditida, Rhabditidae. The record is from the annotation of a GenBank genome assembly.
AUGGACAACCCAGGGAACGGGUCGUGGAACAACCCAGAGAAUGCCACCCACUGCGGCGGCAGCGUGUUCACGAAGGAGCAGAUAGACUUGCGCCUGAUUGGCAACAUGCCAAUUUCUGUAUUUGGCAUGUUUACGAAUAUUAUUAAUAUUGUUGUCUUCCUCGACGUGGAGAUGCGCGUCCAGUUGGUCAACCACUUCCUGUUAGCUCUCUCCCUCUCCGAUCUGCUGCUCUUAAUAUGCAACUUUUUCUUCCUCAUCCUCCCCGUCAUCUCCAACAUGUCCUCUAGGGUGGAUCUACACAAUGCGUAUCCUGUGGCUUUGUGGUACGCCUAUCCGAUCGGGUUGACGACGCAGACGUGUGGUGUCUAUUUGACCGUACUUGUCUCGGUUCAUCGAUAUUUGGGUGUUUGUCACCCAUUUCGAGCGAAAAGAUGGGUUUCCGGUCGCCCAGUGAAAGCAGCCAUCGGGGGAUCAAUAUUGUUUUCAAUCCUCAUCAACGUGCCCACCUGGUUCGAGCUGUUCAUCACCCCCUGCUUCGAGCCGAAAUUUAAUUCAGUGAUUAAUGAAGUCGGGCUGACGGAAUUCCAGCAGGGCUACAUCUACCGCAUCGUCGCCAAGGUGAUUGGCUACACGAUGGUGAUGUUCAUCAUCCCGUUCGCCAUCCUGAUCAUCGUCAACUGCCGGAUCAUUGUCGCGCUGCAGCAGAGCAAGAAUUUACGGCAGAUGCACUCGUCGAAGAAGUCGACGGCAUCCAGAACAAUGGUGAUGAACCAAUUCCGGAUGCUGAGAAACUCCAAGUACACCGAGCUGUUCAACACGCUCAGCAAGAUGACGGGAUUGCAAAAUUUCCGCUCCCCCUCCUUCCUGAAGACGAACAGCAACAGCGUCAGGGACCGCUCCGUGACGAUGAUGUUGCUGGCGAUCGUCGGAAUUUUUCUGUUCUGCAACUGUCUAGCCCUCUGUAAUAACUUGAUCGACAUCCUCGUCCGCGAGCAGCUGCUCACCUUUUCGAACGAACUCUUCGAGAUGUCGGUCGAAAUCGCGAAUCUAUUAAUCUCCCUCAACUCCUCGUCGUCCAUCUUUGUCUACAUGAUCUUCUCCUCAAAGUACCGCACCAUCAUCAAGCACUGGCUGGGGCUGCAGAAGCGCAAGAAGGUAAACGGCGUGGCCCUAACUACAGCACUGGCCGCCCAGAAGGCCCUCGAGUUAUCGGUGCUCCCCGAUGAGGUCGAAAAUCGGCGCCGGAAGUCGAAUGCGGAGAAGUUCAGCCAAUCGCAGGGCAGUCGUCAGCCACUCUCGAGGAGGACCAGCUCGCAUAGCGAUAUUCGGGUCGAGGAUGAGAUCUGUGCUGACGACGACUCGGACGCCAGACGGACCUCUUCAAGAAGGAAGCUCCUUCGCUUCGCCACUGUCCAA